AAUUGGACCGCAACGACUUGAACGAGACGCUUCUAGUUUGUACUUACGAGAACCGCCGCCGUCCGUCUUAAGUCCGUAUUAUCCGUCAGAUUGUUAUUACUAUUAUCACCAUGAAGGUCUUCUGCGCAGUCGCCUUCCUGUUGGCCGUCGUGGCAGCAGCUUCGUCGACGGAAGUCCAAAAGUCCACCGCCGUACCGUCACCGGUACAGUCGCCGACGACUUACCCGGGACCAGGAGGCGUACCGUAUCCGGCGCAGAGCUACCAGUACACGUCCGAGUACGCCGGACCGGUGGCCAAGUCAUCGUUCGGACCAAAGGCCGCCGUCCCGUCGUCUGCUUUCGCCGCCUACCAACCGUACCAGCAACACCAGCAGUACAACUUCGGACCGCAACCACAGUACUACCCGGGUUCCGGAUACCCCGCCGCCGGACAGUACCCUACCCCGUACUCGGGACAUCCGUCGACCGGCGCCGCCUACCCGACCCCGUACUCGGCUUACCCGUACUCAGCCCAACCGUACUCUGCUCAACCGUACUCGGCCCAACCGUACAACGGCGGCUCUUACUCUCCAUAUCCGGCCGCCUUCCCGUCGUACUACGGUGGUCAAUUCGGCCUGCCGUCCGCCGCCGGUCCGUACAACAGCCACUACUCAGGCGCCGUCGCGCCGACCGUCACCCCGUACUCGGCUGCUUACCCACAACAACCACUGCAGCACUCGUCGUUGUUCUACAACAGCGGCGCCGCCGCCGGUCAACAGUACGGCUCGUCCCCACAGUACCCGUCACAGCAGUACCAGUCGUUCUACGCCAACUCGCCGGCCGCCCCCGCCACCGCCUCAGCCGCCUCCGAUUCCGUCAGUAAGACCGAAAAGAAAUAAACGAACGAUUGAUCAUUAUGGAUACCCCGCCGCAAGAAUUUUGACUUAUUAUUUCGCUACUUAGGAUAAUAUUAUAUGAGCGUAUACCUAUAUAUUAUAUAUUAUUUGUAUUAUUAUUUAUUUUUUCAACACUUAUAAUUGCCAUAUAGUAUAAUAUGUAAUAUAAAAAAAUUGCAAUAUAUUUAAUGUAAUUUUAUAUUAUAA
Molecule: messenger RNA, 1082 nt
Organism: Acyrthosiphon pisum (pea aphid)
Lineage: Eukaryota; Metazoa; Arthropoda; Insecta; Hemiptera; Aphididae
Product: annexin A7-like
Source: RefSeq, marked predicted